Molecule: messenger RNA, 7628 nt
Organism: Monomorium pharaonis (pharaoh ant)
Lineage: Eukaryota; Metazoa; Arthropoda; Insecta; Hymenoptera; Formicidae
Gene: Dll
Product: homeotic protein distal-less
Exons: 5
Coding region: 1229-2491 (420 amino acids)
Biological process (GO): regulation of transcription by RNA polymerase II
Molecular function (GO): RNA polymerase II cis-regulatory region sequence-specific DNA binding; DNA-binding transcription factor activity, RNA polymerase II-specific
Source: RefSeq, a predicted model, not a curated record
CAUUAUGUAUCAUUAUACCGGUCCGCGCCGCGCGGUGUGCACUGCAGUUACUUGGAACCAGGCGCGCGUGUGUGCUUUUCUCUCCUCUUCUACGCCCUGGUCAUCGUCUUCUUCCUCCCUCACCUUCUUCGUCCAGCCGGUAUACGUCGUCCGCGUACACGUCGCGAGCGUUGCACGAUAUGUGCUCGUCGGCCAGGUAAUCGCGACACGGCGCGUGUAAAAAGCAUAUCGUCGCCGCGAGGAAGAAUCGUGCCGCGUAUAUACGAUUUGACGUGCAAUUAAAUCGGCGACGUGAGACGCGAGUGUUGUUGAUUCGGGGGAUACAUCCGGAGCCGCGACAUCUGACUUGUUGGAUUUUCGACGCUCCGCUCGUGCGCGGAACCGGGAUCGGAGGAGGGUCUCUCGUCUCCUCCGCGGAUGGUCGCGGACCACCACACUGGUGAAUUCGAGUGACGACCGUCUCGCCUCGGUCGACGGAUGGUGUACAGUUGGUAGCAAACGCGAGUGAGGAGGACCGAUAUGCCGACGGUCUGGUCACGCCGUUGCGGCGCGUCUCCGUUUAAAGGUCGAGCGACGACGAGCUGACGACGUAGUGGAGAGACGACCGGGACGCUAUACGAACAAACGCACACGGUGUCUCCGCGGCAGUGAAGUGGACAAGUGUGACAAGUGGUGAAGUCCGAACUGAUUGAAAAACAAGAGCGCCUUCAAAAGCGUGAGUCCUUUACGGAUACAGAAACACCGCCUUGAAGUUGCAGAGAUAGAGAGAGAGAGAGAGAGAGAGAGUGACGUCAGCGCAGUGAAGUUCGCCGCGGGAGAGAAGCGCGACGGAAAGAGAUCGCGAGAAUAGUGUGCCGGAGGAGAGUAAAUUCGGUGUGAGCCCGAGCAAACUGUGUGCCGACGACGGUCGUUCUCCAGAGAAGUUAACGAUGACGACUGCCGACGGCGACGCGUCGCGAUAGUCUACGUUCCCAACUCGCGGGCGAACGUGUGCUCGAACGUGAGAACGUGGGGGGACGCGUGAGGUCGCAAAAUUCGGGCCCCGUACGGCGGAGGGCACGCGAGGGCGUCGUCAGCGGCGGCGAGGACCCUGGGCUGUGGCGGCGGCAUCGACGUUGCGUCUAAGGUGGAGCGUCCGGGCAGCACGACGACGCUCAACUUCACGGACCUGGGGAGCCCAUUCGGGGCGGGCGACCCCUGUCCGUCGAGUACCCCGACCCCGAACAGCAUGUCGGGCGGCGGCGGUGGCGGCGGCGGACCGACCGGAGGCGGUGGCGGCGGCGGCGGCGGGGGUGGCGGCGGCGCCGGCACCGGGGGCGCCGGCUCCGACAUGGAGCAGCAUCUUCAUCACGCGGGCCUCGGCUCGGUGACGCCCGGACCGCCCGGCGGCAACGGCGGCGACAGCACGACCUCGAGCACGCCGGUCUCCCAGAGCGGCAAGUCCGCCUUCAUCGAGCUCCAGCACAACAACCUCUAUAACCCGGCGAGCCUACGUACCGGCUACCCGGGCGGCCACAACGUGCCGGGCGCGCAUCAAUUCUCGCAUCAGGUCGGCUCCCUCGCGGCCCACCAGGGCUCCGGCCCCGGCAGCGGGAACCAGCAGCACGCGGACGCCGGCUUUCCCAGUCCCAGAUCGCUCGCCGGAUAUCCGUUCGCGCCCAUGCACCAGCACAACGCCUACGGAUACCACAUCGGGACGUACCCCCAGUGCCCCUCGCCGCCCAAGGACGGUGAGUACCCCAACUGGUGGUGCAUGUUCGCAGACCUCUCGCCAUUGGGUGAUAAAGGCGGAAGCCUCGUCGACGAGCUCGGCGGCGGCGGUGGCGGUUCCCUCAGGAACGGCAAGGGAAAGAAGAUGAGAAAACCGAGGACGAUUUACAGCAGCCUGCAAUUGCAGCAGCUCAACAGGCGGUUUCAGAGAACGCAGUACCUUGCGCUACCGGAAAGAGCGGAGCUCGCGGCCAGCCUCGGACUCACGCAAACGCAGGUGAAAAUCUGGUUCCAAAACAGAAGGAGUAAGUACAAGAAAAUGAUGAAGGCGGCGCAACAGGGCGGAGGUGGCGGUGGUGGCCAGCACGGCAGUCUUCUGGCGGGUGGAACCGCUCUACCCGGAGGACCAUCCCCUCAACCUGGUCAACCAGGAAGUCUCAUGCAAGGAGGGGGCGGAAGUUCUGUGUCGGGCAGCCCGACGACGGGUUACCUUGGCGGCAUGGGCGGCGGAGGCGGCGGUCACACCCCCGGGAGCUCGAGUCCCGGAAGCGAGAUGUCGCCUCAGCACAACGAGAGCCCGCCGGCGCCCGCCUGGCCGGGUGAGAUGAAGCACCAUCCGCAUCCACACGCGCCGCCCCAUUCCCAUCAUCACCCGCACACGGCCGGGCAUCAUCCACCGCCACCGCCACCCCCGCCGCAUCACGCGGGCUACAUGCCGCAGUACUCCUGGUACCAGGCGGACCCCAACCCCGGACUACUCACAGUAUGGCCAGCGGUUUAACGAAGAUGUCCCUUGAACUGACAAUGAGUUCAUGGUGCGAGCCACCCCCUCGUGGCGCCGCAAACGUACCCCAGCGGUCCCGCCCCAAAGUGUGAAUAUGUGUAGCGCCUCUCGCGAGGAAAAAUUAAAUGUUAAUAUUGUUUUUAACUGUAUAAUGAAACCCGCAUGCCGGUAUCCGUGCGGGCCGUCCGUCGAAGUGAGAGCGGUUACGAACAGUGCGACGUCGUGUGUGAUACACGCCCCCUUAGCAAAAUAUUAAUAGUAAUAUUAUUGAGAUGAGAGAAAUGCAAUCACAGGAAUAUCAAUCGGCGACAAUACGGACGUGUCUCCAAGCUGACGAGAAGAGAAUCGACGCCCGAGCCAGUGGUGUCAACAGCGUUGCGGAAAAUCGACGGUCAUGAACGAUCCGUGCAUCGAGUGGUGACUCCUGACUGAUUAGUGACGUUGUUUCGGUGCGCGUCGUUUCGUUGUGCUGCGAGACGCCUUUCCUCCUCGAGUUGGAAUCGACGUUAAGUUGGAGGACGACAGGAGCGACAUCGUCGUACGGUGAAGUAAGAAGGUUGCUCUACGUUAUAAAAGAAAAAAAAAAGAAAUAAUAAUGAUGUAACAACUAUUUACGUGAAAUCGCCGAAAAUCGAUCCGCGACCGUUCGUGAUGCGAGUUCUCUGAGAGGACAAUGUCGUUUGUCGAUGAUCUUGAAGUUCGAUUUAUGAGUUGGAGGGUAACUUGUAACGCUUCGCGUAUGAUUGAGUGAUUGUCACGAAUGUAACGCUUUUCGUGUUUGGCAAGUAAUCGUUUGUAGCAAAAGAAAAAUAUAAGUCGCGAGGAAUCUCUUUCCCGGGAAAUAAAACGGCUUCUCUAUAUGUCUGUUCGUGUCGACCGUUGUGAUUGCGUGCAUCGAAUCUAAUUUGAUUACUACGCGGUUAAUUGUAAGCAGAGAUUGCCUCCAAGUAAUUGUUUUCAUUGUGGAAAUGUUGUUGUCCGCCAUUUGUCAAGCGUGGAAUUGCAUACUGAAUUUAAUCACUACGGUUAGUCAAAUAAAUAAAUUGCGCGAGUAAUACAGUAAUUUCCUAAAAUAUUGAAUUGACGUUACCAUCAAUCACUAUAAUUAGCUAUUAAUUGAUUUCUAUAUACCAGAAGCCUCAAAUUUAUGAUUCAUUAUAUUUUCUCUUUAUUAUUUAUUUUAGUUUAUUUGGACACUUUUUCUCUUGAUUUAACAUUAAAAUAUAUUAUAAUUUAAUUUAUAUUUUUUUAUAUUUGUGCGAAGGUGUUAGGUAUUGAAUUUGAGGUUUUUGGUCGUAGUAUUGCCACUAUUAUUCCCACACAAACAUUUAUUCUCAGAAUGAAUAUGUAAAAUCUAGCAGUCACGAUUCCCGCUCAAAUAAUUUCAGUUUAAUUAUGGGCUUAUCGUCGAUGUUGAUUAAUAAACAAUUUAUCAGCAUGACGAACAAAACUUAUUUUUGAAAUUUAUUUUUAAAGCAUGAACUCGCAUAAUUACCGUUACAUCUGAAGUUAACGAAUGCCGACACCAAGACCAACGUGAUAGUAUAAUAGUGGCGAUAAUGAUAUUAUGGCAAUUGGAAAAAUGAAAAGGAACGCGGAUCAGGUUUGAGCUCCCUGGCCUACAUCCGACGCGCUUGUCUUUGAUAAUUAUAUUCAGGACAAACGUAACGAACUCCGGCGAACAACGAGACCAGGUCGCGUGAUUCUUGUCAAUGCGACUCGAUCGAUCCGAUAUUUUCGUCACCUUUCUGAAUCAACCCGAUCUGGCACAAUCGUGCAUCUCUAAAAACCAAUUUCUAUCUCCUCGGCAAAUGUCAAUUGCCGAUGACGUUAGGCCGGUCGAUCCUUUGUGACAGUUGCCCAACAACCGCGAGCGCAGCUGACCUACUUUCGUGCUGGAUCUCGUGCGAUAGCUGAACGAGACGAACGACGGGGUUGACGAGGUCUCUCCGGGUAGAUAGACAAGGGAAGCGAGAGAAGCGGGGGAAGGGGAGGGUGACGAGAGACAACGUUGCAUAAACUCGUUGAGCAGUCGUUCCUCAAGGCGGUUGGAAGUAAUGAAAUCCUAAUGACAUUUUCGUGAGUCAAACGAUCUCGGCAAUCACGGUGGCUCGCUGUAAUCACCGGUCCCUCCUUCCCGGAUGAGGCAACUGGCCGGAGGCCUCCUUCGAAGAGGAGAAUAAUCGCGAGAGACGAACGAAUAGCUAGAGAAGCGAGCUGGAAAAAAGUCAUUAUCUCCGUUGGCGACGCGCGGAAUAUCACCGAUGUCUAAGAACUUUGAAAAGCGUUGAAAAGAUUUUAAUGUCGACAUUGAUUGGCUACCCUGAUUUCUAGUAUUUUACGGUACUUCUGUAGCCUACAAUUCGCUCGGUUGCGAUACUUUACAUAAUGAACUAAUGAUUGAGAAUUUUUAUUUUAAAAAUAAUUCCAAAAAUAUUUAUACUUAUUUUUAAAUUUGUUUGGAAAGAAACGUCAUUUCGUUAAAUACGAAUUUUACGAGAAGAGAUUCAAAAUAUUAAGUUAAUAAAUCGGAAAGAAACUUCAGUAAAUUAAAUUAAUAGUAGGUCAAAUAACGAUUUUUGUUGCCUCCGAAAAAAUAAAUUCCUCUCGCGAUUUGUUCGAACUGUCAAGGCUUUUUUUAAGUAGCAUCUCCUAUUCUUUUCCGUCACAACCAAGUGCUGUGCUCGAACUCUAUCAGAAAAACAGAACGCGAGCUCUUCAUGCUAUAAGCUAUAAGCCGCUCGUGUAGCAGGUAAACGAUGUGACGGGCUGUUUUACGCUGUUUCUUCUUUGCUGUCCUCCGUCGGCCAUGUUAGGUCACCCUUGCCAUCUUGCGCCGCACAAUAUCUAGCUUUCCAAGAGGCGACGCCAAACCGCAAAAACGACGGCUGUGGCUUGCAACCGCGGGAAACUGGGAGGAUCGGGCGGGCCCCACCGCUGACCCAGAUCCACGGUCUCGUCAGUGGCAACAAUGGUCGUCGUCUCAUGAGAACGCGUGGUGCCGCGCAGUUCCUGUCCUUCCUGAUUCUGUCUUUUUUUUCCUUCGCUCUGAUUGUUACCGUUCGGCACAUGUCGGUCGCGAUGCGCACCGAGACCGUCAGGCCUCGGUUCCGCAUAAUCCUUGGUUCCCAAGUCUGCGAGAAGUUAAAUAUGAUUUCUUAUUUAAACCCAUGCAUGCAAUUUGAAAUUCUUGACUUCUAUAGACGCCUUUCGUGGUACAGUCGAGUACCUCCGACAAAAUCACAUUGAUCGAAACCCGAUAUGGAGUCCUAAUAAUUGUAAUUAACUGAAUCUUCACGCGGUCCAUUCGUAUUCGUCGAAUCGACACAAAUCCCUCGAGGACGAGACGGCACGCAAAUUCUCCUAACAUUUUUAUGUAAAAAUGUAAUUAGCUCGUCUCAGUCGUGAAUCAGAAAAACUCGAUUAAUAGCUCGCGAUUAUCGGAGCCGUACAGUUUCCAAAUCGCUAAUUGAUAGAAUCGGCGAUCGAGUACGCGGUAUCUCACAUGGCAAUGCACCCGGAUAAAUCCCCCCACCAUCCCUCUCGCUCCCCUGAUCUCCCCGAUUCCCUGGGAAUCGACGACGAGGGCGUCGGCGCCGCGCAAGUCGACGCGGCGCGGAAACUCGAGGCGGAUUAGGCUGCCGGGUUCGCCCCAUGGUGCACAAAGAGAACAGUACAAAACUAGUUUUAUGCCCUUCCGCUCGUGUCGACCGCGCUUGCUGUUGAACGCUGGUACGCGAUUACGUCGCGUGUGCUUGCGUAAAGGCCUCGCGGCGGAAAAAGGGAAGGCGGGCUGGAAGGUAGGCUACGGUCCGGGGGAUCGAUGUCGCUGCGCCGGGGCGACGCGGAAUUCCUACGUCGUGACGCUCAACGUCGUCGCCGGGUGCACGCGAGGAAGGAUGCACCGACGACGACGACGACGACGGCGGCGGCAACGACACGAUUCUCUCCCGUAUAUAAUAAUAAGUGCCGUUAGAUUUAACCGCAAGCGGAGAACUAGGAAGCACGAGACGGCCUUCUCGGACGGAUUCUUGCGUUUUGAUUCGGUGCAAUAAGAAGGUAUAUGCGUGUAUAAUUUAAGACAAAGCUCCCCUCAGUUCCUAAAUUGCGUGUAAAGCCGGAAAUAACGAAAAACAGCGUAAAACAAUUGAGCGUGGUCGAAGUGACAAGGUGCGAUCAUCGUUGUCGAGAACGGCGCAGAAUUUCCUGGAAAGUUGCAGUUGUCAGAGAAAAAGGAAAAAAUUUGCUUUCUACAAGCAAAAAUCUGUUCUUAUAAGUCUAUGUAAAUCUAACAGUUGUAGUAGAAGAAACUUAAAAAAAAAAAAAAAAUUGUAACGUUGAUUGCAAUGAAAGAUAAUUUGUAUCUUUCCGUAAAUUUGUAAUCCGUUUACGAAUAUACAGCUUCCAGGAAAUAAUGCGUGAAACAUUAAUCUCUGCGACGUAAAAGGCAGUCGAUCCGAUAAGGCUUCGAUGAGUAGCGUGCAAAAUCAGCCGUGCGGCUUACCUUUGCCACGCUUUCAUCGAAUACGCGGAUUACGAUAGCACCGCGCGCGAAAAACGAGUGCGAACUUAAUGUGACAGAAAGUAUGCGCGAGAGAGAGAGAGAGAGAGAGAGAGAGAGAGAGAGAGAAUGAUAAACAGCAUAAAGAGUCCAUAGAAUUUACUAGCGUUACUAGUCCCGGUGCAAGCCAUCGGAGAUCGAUCAGACUCGGCGAGGCUGGGAGAUCGAACACCGUGCAUCUGUAAAUAUUGCACCGGGGCCCUCUAGCAUGUAAGCCGUAAGUGAAUCUGUGUAAAAUACGAUAUUGUGAUAAGAAUGUAAAGAAAUGCGAAAAAAAAACGAGAGAACAGAUGUAAACAAGAGAGGCCUAGAAAAUCGUCUAUAUACAUAUAGGAUAUACACGGCAGACCCCCAAUUUAUCGAUUUUACCGAGUACCCUUGUACGGAUAUAGAAUAUUACGAGAAACUAAAACACCUUAAUUAUGAUUAUUAUUGUAUAAAAUAUGAAUAAUAACUAAUUAAUUCAAUUUAAAACAUCGUCUCGUAACAUUCCAUAUAUGUAUGUUCCUGUCCCAACGCAAUCCCGUCAUUUUAUGUAAGAAAAAUAUAUGAAACAACAUAUUUAUACCAUAA